AUGAUUAGACUUCAGCGUUUUGAAAAACGCUUCUUGUUUGAUAGAAGACUUUAUAGUACCCUGAAAGGUCCAUCAAAGUCUCGGCAUAGCAUUUUGAGCAUACGAAAGGAAUUCAAUAAGACGACAGAUGAUUCAAAUAAGCCAUUGGUGAAUUCAAAAAAAGAAGAACUUAAGAAUAGUAUAGAUGCAGCGGAUGCAACGAGGUCGAUUCUUCAAAAUAAGAAAGCAUCGUACUUUGACCCGGCGAAUUCAUCAUUAAAUUUGGCGUUGGAUAAUACAACGCUUUUCAAUAAGAUCUCCAAAGACGCAGAGAUAAGAAUGAGCAAGAGAUUUAAAGAUGCAUCAAAUUUAUGGUUGCAUGACUAUAAACUGCAAAUUAGAAAUAUACCACUGAAUUUAGUCAAGACGAAAUCGAAGUCGAAAGGUCCUAGCAAAGAGUUGUUGAUACAAACCGAACUUGAAAAUCACCUAAAGAACGCUACAAUAUCGCCUGAAAGUGCAGGGAACGCAAUUAGUGCCGGUGAUUUAGUAGCUCUAAAUCAUGAUAGUGUUAGUUUGUACAUUAUUACUUCAUGUCCUACGGAUCUUGAUUCUAAUUCGUACACAUUUAUUAAUAGAGAAGGUGAAAUAGUUUAUGGUCCUAAACAGUUGAUUAAAUUGAGAUUUCCGGGGGCGGUUCCUAGUCAUUUGCUCGGUAUUAUUAAAGACCUUGUACGGCUUGAGACUAAAUACUUGGAUAUGGCACCGGUUGGUGCCACAGAUGCAACGUUUUCAAAAUCGGAACAGUCUAAGCCAAAGGAAAUCAGCAAGGUAUCAUCAGAAACUUCUAAUGGUGAUAACGAUAAUAAUAAUAAUGGUCAUGUUGAUUCAUCAGAGAUUGGAGGCGAUUUUAUCGUUGCUCAAGCCUCUUCACAAUUAUUAACAAAUUCAGAUGUCAAUACCUUUCAUAUCCCAAUAAGGGCUCGUGAAAUUUAUUCAAAAGCUUUGACUCAGAUCUCAAUAGAAACAUUUGAAAAGAUACCUGAAAUAUCUCAGAAGUUAGAGAUUUUACAUAGGGUCCUACAAUAUGAUGAAGAUGGUGAUUGUCUCGAUUCCCCCAGAACCAUUUCAAUAUUCCUAUUAUUACGAUACCUAGAGCUGUUUAAAUUGAAUAUGAUCCCAAAAUUAAUUAGGGAAGGGAGAGAUACGCAAGGUGAAGCUGAUUUAUUUAAGACACUUAGAAAGAAGUUAAGUGAUUCGUUCUCAGAUUUUGACAAUGAAACUAAAUUUUCACAUUUAGGCAAAAUGGUUCCGAAGGACGCAUCAUGGAUGCAAUUUGCGAAUGAGCAAUACUCAGUGCCUACUUUUAUGUCAUUGGUUCUAGCUCUAAGGACUCAAGGAAGAUUAUGGAAUAUUAACCAGCAGAAUUCAACGAACCCACCUCUAAGUGUGAAUAUUUUGCCGUUACGAAAUGUUGACCUUCUUGAGAAGACUAUAUCUUUCUUGAAGUUUAAGAAUGGGGAUGUUAAAUUUGCUGAUUACUUGAUUAAAAAAUUAAAGAAUGAAAAGAUGGACGCCCCUGAUUACUAUAAAGAGAUUGUCCAACUUUUUAAAGAUUAUACAGCAGGCAAUUUCACAAAUGACCCCGCAGUUGAAACAGCCCUUGUUUCCGUAAUCAGACUAGUUGAUAAAUCCUUGAAGGAAGAGAACUUAUAUUCCGAAAGAUAUGCUUCUCUGACCUACGACUAUUCAAGAGCUCGGGGAUUCGAAUUAUUACAAAUGCUUGAAGAUCCUUUGAAUCCUUCGUCAUGUGGAUGGGAAAAUCCUGCCAAUUGGUCCUAUGCGCUACAACUACCAAAGAACAAUGUACUGUUGAUGUCAGAUCUUUCUGCCGAUUAUUAUAAAUGCUUAGAUGAAUCUUUCUCUAAUAAAGAUAAUCGCCUAAGGGAAUUGGUAGAACAAGGAAAUUCCAUUAAGCAUAUAGAAUCGAAUUCAGUUCCAUCCUUAGUUGGAUUUGACGUCGCAGUUUCCCCUACGGAUGAUGUCAUCGAGCUAACAGAAGAUUUCUACACGUUUGACCCGUUGAGCAAAAUUAGGGAAGAUUUUGGAAAUACACCAGUUUAUUGUAUUGAUUCUGAAACUGCUCAUGAGAUUGAUGAUGGUAUUUCUAUCAGCACUGAUAAGGAUGGAAAGAAGUAUAUUUUAUCAGUUCAUGUCGCUAAUCCUACUUCUUAUUUAAAGCCAUUUUCGACUAUUAGUAAUAUUGCUUUCAAUAAGGGUUCUACCACAUAUUUACCAGAAGGUCCAUCCAUGAUGCUUCCGAAUAUUAUAUCAAAAGUUGCUGGGUUAGGUGAAACCUCGAAAACGAGAACCUUUGUCAUUCAGUAUACAUUGGAUAAGGCAACAAUCGACAGCUACAUAAGAUGCAAGAAUAAUGAUGAAUCCUUCAAACCAGAUACGGAAUUUUCUAGUAAGAUUUUAAAGGAUAUUGAAUCUUCAGUGGAUAUUAAAUCAUAUCUGGCACAUAAUUUCCCCAAAAACUUUACUUAUAGUAAGGUAAAUGAAAUUCUUAAUAAUGAAAGUGAGCUUGAAUCCUUCAAGAAUGAUUCUACAUCGGAUAUUCAUUCAUCAAAUUUAUUUAAAUUGUAUAAUAUUUCUACAAUUCUCAAAGACAUUAGAAUAAUGGUUGGUAAUGGUCUUGAGAUGAGUAUACCUAGAUCAGCCGUUAAGGUGGAUUACACAACAGGCAAAUGCGACACACGCUUCGAAGAAUCGGAAGCUGGAUAUGAACUAGCAGUGCAGGAUCCUUCGAAUACCAAUAAACACGCAGUCGUUUCAAUAUCUAAUGGAGCUGACCAAGGUGUUCUGUCUAAGUCUCAGUUGUUGGUAUCUCAUUUCAUGAUAAGUGCAAAUUAUGCAGCAUCGAUUUUUGCAACUAAAAACAAUAUUCCUAUAAUCCAUAGGAGUCAACAAAUGAAAUUGGAAGACUCGAUUUUGAAUAAGCUUCAAGAAAUAUCCAAAAGAAAGUAUUUAACUAAUGAAGAUUUGAGCAUCGAAGAUGUAUCAAAAGUCUUAUCAGUUUUAACUUCAGCAAAGUUUCUGGUUGAGAAAAAACCGCAUGAAUCUUUGGGUCUCCAAGGAUAUGCUACCGUUACAUCACCAUUGAGAAGGUUUGUCGAUAUGAUUAACCACUGGAAGUUCGAGGAGUUUUUAUUAUCCAGGGCUGGUAUACCUACAUCCAACAUUCAAGACGCACAAUUGUACUAUAUGGGUAAUCAUUUACAAUCUUGUGAACUUAUCAAUAAGAAGAUGCAGAGUUUCUCUAACAAAUUCUGGGAAGGCAUUUUCCUCAAAGAAUAUCUUAAAUUACUCAACCAAGGAGAGAUAUCCAAACCAAUCACUUUUAAGUUAUUGCUUAAAAGUAAUCCUAAAUUUGGAAAUAUCAGUGUUCACGUAUUAGGAUUCAAUAACCUAAAGGCAACAUUGGAAAGUACACCAAAUGUUAUAGAGAAGUUCAAUACUGGUGAAUUUAGAGUUGGUCAAGUUUUAGUCGGUGAUUUCCAGAUAACUAAACUUGAUUACAUAGAAGAUGAGCUUGUGUUCCGUUAUAAAUAG
Molecule: messenger RNA, 3594 nt
Organism: Debaryomyces hansenii CBS767
Lineage: Eukaryota; Fungi; Ascomycota; Pichiomycetes; Serinales; Debaryomycetaceae
Gene: MSU1
Product: Msu1p
Exons: 1
Coding region: 1-3594 (1197 amino acids)
Biological process (GO): mRNA catabolic process
Cellular component (GO): P-body; exosome (RNase complex)
Molecular function (GO): RNA binding; 3'-5'-RNA exonuclease activity
Source: RefSeq, a predicted model, not a curated record